Molecule: messenger RNA, 1363 nt
Organism: Mytilus californianus (California mussel)
Lineage: Eukaryota; Metazoa; Mollusca; Bivalvia; Mytilida; Mytilidae
Exons: 5
Coding region: 108-1190 (360 amino acids)
Source: RefSeq, a predicted model, not a curated record
UUGAUCACAACGAUAUAAAUAUACAAUACAUAGAUGGUUCCAUCGGAAACUGUUUGGCAUAUGAUAACAAACUUUGGAUAUUCAAGGCAGCAAAUUGUUCAACACAAAUGUACCCGAUGUGUUUCGAUUCUGUAAACGAUAUCUUCCACAAAGGGAAUGCAACAAGAUCUAAUUGGAAUGACGCCUUUAGUAUCUGCCAACCCAAUAAUCUAGCUAGCUAUAGAACAUUAGGAGGCCAACAGAAUAAAAUCAAUUUGCAUGGACAAUUUUGGCUUUCUAAUACAAGGCGAUGGAAAAGAAUGAUAGAUGCAGCAGGAUAUCCUGAAUUUUGUGUAGCUGCCAGAAGAAAGCAAAAUGGUGAUGUAAAAAAAAUUAUCCUUAGAUGUAGAGAAAAGCUUCCCGGGAUUUGUAUUGAAGUUCGAAAGACGUCAACGAAUGUACCUUCAAGAACGUCUUCUACAACGUCAACGGUUACUUUAUUUUCUCGUAGACUUGAAAAAACAGCUCCAUCCCUACAAAGUAAAACAGUUCAAGGUCUAACACUAUCUACGUACUCCACUUCACAAAGGAGUACAUUUCCAUUUCAACUUAAGUCUACAUCUCAAGCUCUACAGGAAACUUCCGGAAUAUCUAAAGUUAAACAAGAAACUACUUCUCAUACUCCGGAAUUUCAGGAAACUACAUCUCCAGUGCUUUUAGAAUCUCCCUCUUCAGAUUUACCGGGUUAUGAUGGUGUUUCAGCAAUAGUAAUACUUGCCAUAAUAGCUGCAACAAUUCUGAUGGUCAUCGUUGUAUUGGUAACAGUCGUUAAGUGCAGAAGAAAGAGAAAUAACCAAGUUGAAACAUCAAACGAAUCAUUGGCGAUGGUCGGAAAAGAAGUAGUUUAUGCACAAGUAAACAAGCCGACCGUUAGACGUGAAAAAAGCACGUCAAGCCAUAGAUCUCAACCAGCUGCAUCCGACGAUACAUACGACCACAUGGAUCAUUGUCGACUUAGUCAGACCCACAAUCCAACAGAAAACUAUGACACCAUGCGCAGUAUUGCGAAUGCAGGUGAAGAGGAAAAUAACUAUGAUCAUGUUACUGGAACUAAGAUGGAACCAAACGUAGUUGUAGUUGAUAUUAAUAAAGAUUACAGUCAUGUUGAAGAUGAAUUCCACGAGAUUAAAGACAUGCGUGACCCGCCAUGAAAUUUCCAGGCUUAUGGAGAUUUAACGUCAUUGUGAGAAAAACGCCGUUAACCAAUAACGUUACGGUCAAAUUAUGUAUUGGGACAUACGAGUUCAUUUCUAUAAUGAAUUGAGUUUAUGUAUGCUUUUAAAGAUCAAUUAUGAAAUAUCAUUUCAAGUUUUUUGCUAAUGUU